AUGAUUCGCUCUUCCGGGUUUUCGUCGACACUUCAAAUUCUGAGUCUCAUUUCCUUUAGUACAGCUCUUCCCAAUCGACCACAAUUUCGUGAAGCAGAUUUCGCAUCAGCAGUCAACCAAGCCUAUGAUUAUAUAAUUGUCGGAGGUGGUUUGGCUGGGUUGGUUGUUGCAAAUCGUCUUACUGAACAAAAAGACAGUAAGUGUCUGCGGAUCUUCGUAUUGGAAACUUUCAGUAGCUUACCAUUUGCUUAGAAACAGUGCUUGUUGUAGAAAAUGGCUAUCUCAACGACUUACCUAUCGCCAUUGUCCCAUACUAUGUGAAUACUCUCAAUCCUGAUAAUUUAUACCCAAUCAUUAGCGCUCCUGAGCCAUACAUGAAAAAUCUUACUUUUCCAGUAAAGGUUGGUAAUGUCGUUGGAGGUGGAUCAAUCGUCAAUGGCAUGUUAUUUGAUCGAGGCUCGAAUGCAGAUUAUGAUGCUUGGGAAGAGCUCGGCAAUGAAGGAUGGGGAUGGAGUGGACUCGAAAAAUAUUUCAAAAAGAGCACACAUUUCACUCCUCCAUCAGAAGCGGCAACAAAGGAGUUUGGACUUACUCAUGAUGCAUCGGCGUACGGAAAUGGACCGGUGCAGACCCAUCUUACAAGCUAUCAAUACCCGGACAUCAAGACUAUCUUCAACUCCUACCGUGCUGAGGGAAUACCGAUGCCAAUAGAGGGGUUUGCAAACCCAAUUGGAGCCUAUUGGUGUCCUAGUGAUAUUGAUAACAGAACCGCAACACGUUCAAGCUCUCGGGCUGCUUAUUACGAUCUCGCAGCAAAUCGAACGAAUCUCAGACUACUCACCGGCACUAGAGUCAACCAAAUUCUCAUUGAGACCGAUAAUGGAAAGCUUAUUGCGAAGGGCGUACAAAUGGUAUCUCGUACCAACAACGCAGUAGCAACUGCAUAUGCCAGAAAUGAAGUCAUCAUGGCCGCUGGUGCAGUUUUCACUCCACAAAUUCUCAUGUUGAGUGGAAUUGGUCCCAAGGAUAUUCUUAUCGCAGCCAACAUCACUGUUAAAAAAGACACUCCAGCAGUAGGGUCAAAUUUCCAAGACCAUACCCCCCUGGCUAUGACUUUCAACCUCACGAACACUACAUUUCCUGAUCCGAGUUCCCUGUCCACUAACACCACAUUCAACGCCGAGUCAGCAGCCCAAUACGCACGAGAUCGUAGUGGGCCUUACUCCGUCACUCGUGGAUCUGCAUCAUCCUUUCUCACAUUCAAUACAUACUCCAAACAUUACAAAAACAUCACUUCAAGAAUCACACAACAAGACGCCACAAGGUACCUCCCCGAGCGAUAUAGCAAGAACAAAGCCCUCCUCUCAGGCUUCAGAAAACAACGAGAAAUACUAGUCAACCAAUUCCUCGGCGAUGCAGCAGCAAUAGGCGAAGGAACCAUCCAAUCCUGGGGUCACAGCACAGUGGUCCUGCAAAAACCCCUCUCUCGAGGGACCAUCACGCUCAACACCACACAUCCCGAAUCCGCCCCCGUCGUUUCCUGGAACAGUCUCAUGAACCCCAUCGACAGCGAGGUGCUCUGCGAGAUGGUCCGCUGGAACCGAGUUCACUGGGCCCGAAAAGAACUUUCCAUGUUCAGUCCUGUGGAAAACCAGCCCGGGGCACAGUAUACCACUAAUGAGGAGAUUAUAUCUGAAUCUGUUAGAUCUGGGGUUUUGACUCCGACUUUUGCUCAUAUGUCUGGCGGAUGUGCUAUGAUGCCCAGGGAAUUGGGCGGUUGUGUUAGUGAAAAUUUAUUGGUUUAUGGGGUGGAGAGGUUGUCGAUUGUGGAUGCUAGUAUUUUGCCACUGAUUCCUGCUACUCAUUUACAAGCUACUAUGUAUGCUGUUGCAGAGAAGGCGGCUGAUAUUGUUAAGGAAAGAUAG
Hymenoscyphus albidus is the source of this 1925-nucleotide messenger RNA. NCBI's taxonomy places the organism in Eukaryota, Fungi, Ascomycota, Leotiomycetes, Helotiales, Helotiaceae. The record is from the annotation of a GenBank genome assembly.